AUGACCCUGUGUGGCAGGAAGGUGUUGACAGUGCUGAGCAGCGUGUUCGCUGUGUGCGCCCUGGGCCUGCUGGGCAUUGCUGUCAGUACUGACUACUGGCUCUAUCUGGAAGAGGGCGUCAUCCUGCCCCUCAACCAGAGUACCGAGUUACGCAUGUCCCUGCACUCGGGCCUCUGGAGGGUCUGCUUCACAGCUGGAGAUGAGAAGGGCCGUUGUUUCACCAUUCAGUAUGUGAUGCCCACCAACGUGCAGCUGACCUCUGAGUCUACAGUUAGUGUGCUGAAGAUGAUCCGUUCAGCCACCCCCUUCCCCCUGGUUAGUCUCUUCUUCUUGUUCAUCGGUUUUGUCCUGAGUAACAUCGGACACAUCCGGCCCCACCGCACCAUCCUGGCCUUCAUCUCCGGAAUCUUCUUCAUCCUCUCAGGUCUGUCUCUGGUGGUGGGCCUGGUGUUGUACAUCUCCAGUAUUAAUGAUGAGAUGUUGAACAGGACCAAGACCAACGAGGCCUACUUCAGCUACCAGUACGGCUGGUCCUUCGCCUUCGCUGCCAUCUCCUUCCUGCUCACUGAGACGGCCGGUGUCAUGUCCGUCUACCUGUUCAUGAAGCGCUACACGGCCGAGGAGAUGUACAGACCCCACCCGGGCUUAUACGGGCCGCGCCACAGCAACUGCUCCGACUACUCUGGUCAGUUCCUCCACCCGGACACCUGGAAUCAGCGCGGCCGCAGCCCCUCCAGCAUCUCCAGCGAAGCCUCGCUCCAGAUGAACCACUCCCUCCACUCCAACUACCCAGCGCUCCUCAAGUGUCCCGAGUACGACCGCAUGUCCUCCUCCCCAUGCUGA
Molecule: messenger RNA, 843 nt
Organism: Salvelinus namaycush (lake trout)
Lineage: Eukaryota; Metazoa; Chordata; Actinopteri; Salmoniformes; Salmonidae
Product: voltage-dependent calcium channel gamma-5 subunit-like
Exons: 5
Coding region: 1-843 (280 amino acids)
Biological process (GO): neurotransmitter receptor internalization; neurotransmitter receptor transport, postsynaptic endosome to lysosome; calcium ion transport
Cellular component (GO): postsynaptic density membrane; AMPA glutamate receptor complex
Molecular function (GO): channel regulator activity; voltage-gated calcium channel activity
Source: RefSeq, a predicted model, not a curated record